Cynocephalus volans (Philippine flying lemur) is the source of this 1881-nucleotide messenger RNA. RefSeq names its product THAP domain containing 10 (gene THAP10). The transcript has 3 exons. Bases 128 to 901 code for a protein of 257 amino acids. Lineage: Eukaryota; Metazoa; Chordata; Mammalia; Dermoptera; Cynocephalidae. Gene Ontology annotation, molecular function: sequence-specific DNA binding. The record is from RefSeq and is a predicted model, not a curated record.
GAAGGAAACAGGCCGGACCCGGAGUCGACAGGUGAAAGAAUGACGCGCCUGGCCGAGGCCGCCGCGAGCAGCGUGCCCGCGUGCGCAGGGCGGGGAGCCCGACUCCGCCGCACCCAAGGCGGCAGCCAUGCCGGCCCGCUGCGUGGCCGCCCACUGCGGCAACACCACCAAAUCUGGGAAGUCGCUGUUCCGCUUCCCCAAGGAUCGGGCCGUGCGGCUACUGUGGGAUCGCUUCGUGCGGGGCUGCCGCGCUGACUGGUACGGCGGCAAUGACCGCUCCGUCAUCUGCUCUGACCACUUCGCACCGGCCUGUUUUGACGUCUCUUCGGUUAUGCAGAAGAACUUGCGCUUUUCCCAGCGCCUGAAGCUCGUGGCGGGCGCUGUGCCUACCCUGCACCCGGUGCCCGCCCCAGCACCUAAGCGGGGAGAAGAGGGAGACCAAGCGGGAGGCCUCGAAAUGGGAGGAGAGCUGCACGCAACCGGGCAUUCUGAGGCUGCCCCGGGUCUGGCCUCCUGUACACGCCUCCGGGCCGGGAAGAGGACUGCGGCUUCACAGAUUACAUGUGAAAAUGAAAUUAUGCAAAAACAAGUCCAUGUUGAUAAUCUAUCUGAUGAUGUCCCUUCUGUACCUACUCACUGUGAAGAAGGCCCAGUGCAUAAAAGUACACAAAUUUCUCUGAAAAGACCCCCUCACCGUAGUGUGGGUAUUCAGGCCAAAGUGAAAGUGUUUGGAAAACAACUGUGUAACGCAACUACUCAGACAGAUGAAUUAUGGUCUAGAACUUCCUCUCUCUUUGAUAUUUACUCCAGUGAUUCAGAAACAGAUACAGACUGGGAUAUCACAAGUGAACAGAGUGAUUUGUCUUAUAUAGCUGUGCAGGUGAAAGAAGAGACAUUUUAAAAUAACACAACAUCAAAUGCUUUGAUGUGCUGGAUUUUGAAAUCUUUACUCACAUAAUUAUCUCUUUGUUGUAAAUCUUUCCAUCCAAGAUAAUUUGACAGUCCAGUGUCAGCAAAAUUUGUUUAUCUCUAAGACAAAAAUGUACCUGCUUGCCAAAAUAACGAAGAUAAUCCUACCCACAAAUAUUCCUAUCCCUUUCACCUUUUUACCCUUUUUAUCCUUUUGGUGGAAAUCAGGUUGUAAAACAAAACCACAAUAGCAACAACAUUUCAGAAUUAAGCAUUGAAUAUUUAAGCUUAGUUCAAGCAAUGCUCCUAAGGGACUUAUUUGACAUUUUCUAGUUAGAAUGUCACUAUUUUAAAUAAUUUGAAGAUAAAGAGCAAAAACAGUGAGUACAGCAAAGUUAUUAAACCUUUUAAAUGAUGAGGAGUGAAGCCAGGACAUUCACCCUUGACUAUUUAUUUUCUAUAUUAUUUAUUUAUUGUUUGCCUAUUUGUCAAGUAUGACAAAUUAGAUUUAUGGAUCAGUCCCUGUGAACAUUUCUUGUAAAGCUAUGGCUUUCACAGAAAAUUUCUGAAGGGAGUCAAUAUAGAGAUAGAGUUUCAUACAUUACCUUGAUGAAAUCUAUUUGCAUCUGUUUCUGCUGCAAUACAUAAGCUUGAUUAAUUUAGAUUGGAAUUACUAAAUCCAUGCAAAAGAAAGUGUUAGAUUUUUACCAUAUUUCCAUUGCAUAUUCUUAUUGUGCAGAAAGAAAGUGUUACAUUUUUACCAUAUUCACAUUGCAAGAGUCAGUUUUUCCUCUAUCAACACCUUCUAUUGGAUUCUACAUUUGGGAAAUAAGCAAGCAAAAAUUAGCUGCCCCAUCUGCUAUUCACCAGGAAAAUUUCUAUAGCAAAUUUUGUACCAUGAAGUAGAUUGUUACAAUGGUUUCUGAGAAACUUACUGUAACUCUGAUCUUCUAUAGAGAAUAAUAAAAAUAA